Messenger RNA from Diospyros lotus (date-plum), 877 nucleotides. Its product is annotated as AP-4 complex subunit sigma. Gene Ontology annotation, biological process: protein transport; vesicle-mediated transport. Lineage: Eukaryota; Viridiplantae; Streptophyta; Magnoliopsida; Ericales; Ebenaceae. Bases 226 to 657 code for a protein of 143 amino acids. The transcript has 4 exons. Gene Ontology annotation, cellular component: intracellular membrane-bounded organelle. The record is from RefSeq and is a predicted model, not a curated record.
CUUCCUCCUGCCUCCUCUUCUCCUCCGCCUGUUGCUCUCCCUCUCUUGCCUGUGUCUCCUUCUCCUCUCCUUCCCCGGCCAGAAGCCGCCUGCCGUCGGCUUGUCCUCCGGCCUCUGACUCUCGUCCCAGACGCCGGUGCCUGAUUCACAUUGAUUCUUCUUCACUACUUUGAGAACACCUGGUCGUGGGAUCUUCUGGAUCUUGGAUUUGGGAAGGGGAAGAAGAUGGGGAUCAGAUUCAUAUUGAUGGUGAACAAGCAAGGCCAAACCCGCCUCGCCCAGUACUACGAGUACCUUACUAUCGAGGAAAGACGAGCUCUUGAGGGCGAAAUCGUUCGUAAAUGUCUCGCCCGCACCGAACAACAGUGUUCCUUUGUCGAGCAUCGGACAUACAAAAUCGUAUACAGGCGCUAUGCAUCGCUAUUUUUCUUGGUUGGCGUCGACAAUGAAGAAAAUGAGCUUGCUAUUCUGGAAUUCAUACACCUCUUAGUUGAAACCAUGGAUCGCCAUUUUGGCAAUGUGUGUGAGCUGGACAUCAUGUUCCAUCUAGAGAAAGCACAUUUCAUGCUGGAAGAAAUGGUCAUGAAUGGAUGUAUCGUCGAGACAAGCAAGUCCAACAUUCUGUCGCCGAUCCAGCUGAUGGACAAAUCUUCAUAACCAAACCUUCAAUGCUCUGAGCAUGCGGAAUCCAUUUGUUUUAGCACCUUUUCUUUCCCAUCUAAAAGGAGCUGUUUUUUGUAUUGUUCUUAUCGACUACUCUCAACAGGCAGUGCAGAUAUAUAUAGUGUGUUCAACCAAACGGAUUGGAUCGAAUGUUUGAUUAAUUUUGUUACAUGAUUUAUGUUUUUUGAGAAAUUAUUAAAUUUGCUUGUUUGUC